This is a messenger RNA of Haemonchus placei, 363 nucleotides long. NCBI's taxonomy places the organism in Eukaryota, Metazoa, Nematoda, Chromadorea, Rhabditida, Trichostrongylidae. The record is from the annotation of a GenBank genome assembly.
AUGAGGGUCUUCCUGGUCAUCUUCAGCCUCGCUAUCCUCCAAGCCGUGGCCGAAGAUGGAUCGCAGACGCAAAAUGAGCAGAAAGAAGAAGUUCCUUCACCCGAGAAGAACAUUGCUACUGAACAACCACCCCUAAUCGAUAAAGGGAAUGUGGUCAAUGAAGAGAUAGUUCCCGAGAAACCGAGUGGUGAAAUGAUCUCAUAUGCGGAGCUAGAGCAAUUUGCCAAAGCUGGACGUCACUUUAUGGUUACAGUUGUCGCUGAAGACGGUAAAAUGUCCCGUGAUCAACUUAAGAAACUGCCAGACAUAAGUAAAGAAUUUGCACAAUUCAACGAUGCUCUUAAGAUCUAUUCGGUAAGCUGA